UGAGGACAGUGUCUCCAGCCUCAGGAUAUUUCUAAUAUUUGUAAGAACUCCAUAAUUUUUAAAAGUAACAAUUUAGUAGGGUAAAAAUAUACCAAUGCAAGGCAAGUAAAUACAACUUGAUACUAACUCGCCUGACGAAGGCACUCGAGACGUCAUGAACCCUAUAUAGCUACCCCUACCAAUGUUGACGAAUUUCCUACACCUAUGUUAUUUAGAUAUCAUUCAAUCAUUCAAUGGGUAGUGCACUGAAAACCUUGUUAAGAGGCGGUCCCCGUAAAUUUGUUGCCGCACGACUCGACCCUAUUGGCAUAGAUACGGGGGAGUAUUUUACACCGUUUACUGUUCUUUCAGCCAAUAUAUCGUUUUGAAUUUGUUUAAUUUUUUGUAUGAUUUCAAAAUGAAUAGAAUAAAGUGGUAAUUGCACUUCGUGUCGUCCAAUUUUGGUCUGAAAUUAAACUUGUGAUCACAAAUUGUAAUCACGCGUUUGAUUUCACACCAAAUUGCACUCCACUCAGUGCAACUACCAUUAUUAAUCACCCUGCUGAUUAAGAAAUGAAAUAUAUAAAUAGUGGGUGUUCACAAGAAACCGAAACACUGUCGACGGUAUCUUUAAUCGUAAAUGAGUUUUUUAUUAAUAGCAUUUCUUUGUAGUCCUAAAGUGAUUUCUAUCUUUACUGUAGUAUGUGUUGUAAACAUUUUUUGUAGCGCAAGAUAUUUUUCAAAGCAUUUUGUUUAAUUUUAACCCAGCAUAUUCAGGACACGAUAAUUUACUAUACGCCUAGGUCCUAGGAAUGUUCUCGCAAGCUCUUUUUUCUCAUGGAUAAUCAUAAUCCUGUAAAAAUGUAGGGAAUUGUUCAGAGCUACCGUGUAUGUUUGGAGCCGAAUUCUUUCUCACAAAACAAGGAAUGAAAGUUAUGUCUUAGCUUAGUUUUAUUGCACGCAACCAAGACUAUCAAAUUAAAGAAAAAACAACAAGAGUAAACAUAAUUUCCAUUUGUUUCAACUCUUUCAACUAUUAUUUUACUCAUCUUUCGUCAGUUCCAUGUUAAGUUAUUAGUCGAGAUUUGUGGGCGGGUAACUACAUUUUGGGUUGAAUUGGGUUUAACCGUAGUUAACCCCAAAAUGAACGACUCUCGUUAUAGCCGAUCCUAUUACUAACGGCUGUAGUUAAAAGUUUACUACCUUUUUAAACAACCGGCCUCAUUUAUUUUUAAUCUUCUCACCGGAAGGGAUUAUCUGAACUACAUAAUAAAGACAAGCGGUCGGCUUCAUUGAUAUUCUUUUAGUUAUUAAAAGGAAAAUUAGAUCAUGUAUAUAUUAUGUUCUUAAUGUGAUGUUGAUUUCCAUUGACAUUCUGGUUUUAAUAUAAUUAAUUUGUUCACAACCAUAAAUCAUCAUGUUACGUCAAAUAAACAAUUUUGAGAUGCUGGCUAAAAGAGUAACCUUAUUCAGUAUCUAUAAAAAUACGGAAUGUAAAGCAUGUUUAAAGAACACGCAUUGUAAAGUAGUAGAACAUGAGAAGGCAUCUUAUUCUACCCUGAACAUUAGGUAUAACUGGGAACAACAAUUUGAUCGCUUGAAUUUUUCAAAGGAGACCGCAUUACUGUAUUUGUUUUUGUAUUAUACUAAAGUUUACAAUACCUGAAAGGUUAUAUAUUGAAGGGUGAGACAUUGCACGUAAUUGUAAAAUAAAGUGGCGCUGCCGCUGGGAUUACGAAUGAUGCAAGACAUCGAAGUGAGGUGGUGACCUUUCACUUCAUGUCUGGACGCAGUUACUCAAAUCAAUCCAGCCAAGUUAGCCCAACCUUCCUUCUAACAUUCCGAAGCAUGGCUUGCGAAAACAAUAACAGUGCGCGACCGCUGUUCUACCAAAGUGUUGAAGAGCUUUCAGAAGCGAUAGAAACGACGAUCACAGGCAAUUUCCCAAAAUGGAUCAAAGGAACGCUACUCCGAAACGGUCCUGGAAAGUUUGAAAUUGGAAGCACUUCGUACCGUCAUCUGUUUGACGGCCUAGCCUUGUUACAACAGUUUGUGAUUGAAGAUGGAAAUGUCACAUAUUUCAAUAAAUUCCUACGCAGUCAAACAUACAAACGGAACAUGAAAUCUGGAACUAUCGUUGAGUCGGAAUUGGGAACUCUGGGUGUACCUGAUCCUUGCAAGAAUAUCUUUGCACGAUGGUUUACUUAUUUCUUUCCUAAAGAAUACACAGACAACGCUUCGGUUAAUUUUUGCUGCAUCAGAGGAAAGAUUUAUGCAAUGACAGAGGUCCCGGUUAUUACAGAAAUUGAUCCAACCAAUCUUGAAUGUUUGGACAGGAUAACAUUAUCUGAUGCUUUUAAAGGUACAAUGAAAAAACUAUUCUUCUCCACUGCUCAUCCACAAGAAGAUGAUGACGGUUCUGUCUAUAACCUGGCGCUUGGCUAUGACAGAGAGAAUGGUCUCGUAUACGUCAUUACAUUAUUACCAGCAAAUUCUGGAGAUACAGAGAUCGAGAAAUCACUGGACGGAGGAAAAGUAGUCGCAAAAAUACCAGCAUCAUUCCAGCAUUCUUACAGCCACAGUUUUGGUAUGACUCAGAAAUACUUCAUCUUCAUACAACAACCGCUGACUGUAAACUUGUGGAAGCUCGCAGCUUCGCGUUUCGUCGGAUGGAGCAUCCUCGAUACCUUUUCGUGGGAUACAAAGACGGGAGUAAAUUUCGUGGUAAUAUCUCGUGAGAGUGGUGAGGUUGUUCGUACCAUCAAAUCAGAGCACUUUUUUUUCUUCCAUGUCGUAAAUGCGUAUGAUGAAGGUAACGAGAUUGUCCUGGAUAUUUGCUGUUAUUCAGAUGCUGGGUUUUUUCAACGGUUAUAUUUGCAAGAGAUACGAGAAGAACGUGUGCCCUCCACCUCUUUGACGGCUCAAUUACGGAGAUAUCGCUUGCCUAUCGACUUGGAAACACCAGAAGCUACACUCGAGAAAAAACCAUCAGGAAAUGAUUACGAGAUCUUGUCAGACGUUUGUUUUGAUCUACCACGUAUUAACGAGAAGUACAAAAGAUUACCUCAUCGCUAUAUAUAUGGUGCGUGCAGUGCAGACAACAUCGUAGAUGGUCUAAUGAUACAUAAGCUUAUUAAAGUUGAUGUUGAAACGAAACAAAGUCUAAUUUGGAGGGAAGACGAAUGCCUGGUAUCAGAACCCGUGUUUAUUCCAGCCCCAGAGGGUCAAAAGGAAGAUGAUGGUGUGGUGAUGUCUUCUGUUUAUGAUCCAGUCAAAGAUAACUCAUUCUUAUUGGUGCUUGAUGCCCGUUCGUUUACGGAGAUUGCAAGAGCAGUGGUACCAUUACGAUUUGCACCUUCCAUUCAUGGACGUUUUUUUUCAUAAACAUGCAGCUCGCUUGUACAUUUUAAACUUUCUUUAAUUACGUUAAAUAGCAUCCUAAUUGAAAACGUUAAACCUUUCCAGAUUUUGUAGACCAGUUUUGCACAAUGAAGAAUGAAUUAUAUCACGGACAGUAUAAUGAACUAUAAGGACAGUUUUUAUGCGUGAUUACUAUAGUUUUCUGGGGUUUUUUUUCAGUAGAACAAGCAAGAUGCUUUAGGCACAACUUGUGUGCUUUUUUACAAAGUUUUUUCUACAUUUCCUAAAACAAAGGAGUAGCAGUAAUUGAUAUGAUUUUUUAAACUUUAAAUAUGUGGAAGAGUAAAAUUCAUUAGCUGUGUAAUAAUAUAGAAGGAAUAUUAUGACUUGUAAAUCAGUUAUCAUCAAUCAGUAAUUUCUAUAUCUAGUAACCAGUUGUCUAUGCCUAUAUGUCAAUGCUAAGUGCAUGGUAUUUCACGGAUUAUUGAGUAUAACUAUCUUGCCUAUCUUGUUAUAGAUUAA
Molecule: messenger RNA, 3861 nt
Organism: Dendronephthya gigantea
Lineage: Eukaryota; Metazoa; Cnidaria; Anthozoa; Malacalcyonacea; Nephtheidae
Product: carotenoid isomerooxygenase-like
Exons: 3
Coding region: 1759-3363 (534 amino acids)
Biological process (GO): carotene catabolic process
Molecular function (GO): beta-carotene 15,15'-dioxygenase activity; carotenoid dioxygenase activity
Source: RefSeq, a predicted model, not a curated record